AAUGUCAAUGAAGAAAUCAAUUCCUUCAAGCUAUCAAAAAAUAUAAUCAGAAAAUAGGUAUAUCAUCCAAUUACAAUAUCCAAGGUAGUCAUUGUCUAAAUUAAUAAGAGUCUCAAGCAUGACCAAUUUAUCCAACACCAGUACAUGCUGAUACUAUUUAAUAUUAGGUACGGUAGUCAAAUUUUCCAUUAAAGAAUUGCUAGAAAAAUAAAAAAAAGGUGAAAUUACUAAACUCUCUCAAUAAAAAGAAAAUUUUAUCUCUAAAAUUGCUCCAAUCAAAAUAAAAGCAUAAAACUCAAAAAAUAAUUCACCUCGUUUUAGAAUAAAAAUACUUACAAGUCCUCUUAGUACUAAUAGAACAACAUUAUCAAAAUCAUCUUAAGUUUCUCCUUUAAGACCAAGCAAACCUUUAUUAUAUAAGGAUUUCAUCUGUUAAUCAUAACCACAUAUAUAAACCAAUUAAAUUGAAAAAUAAGAUGAAUAUGUAUCCAUUUCUAAUAAUUCUCCAACAAGAAUAGAAAACUUGGAAGACAAUUCACCUACACUUAAUAUCAUAACUAAAAAUAUUGAAAUUGAACAAGAAAAAAUAUUAAAGGAAGAUAUUAAACCUCCUAAGAAAACCAAAAAAGAAUUAAAAGGUUGUUUAUUAAGAGCUUUAAGAAAGCUUAAGGAAAUGAAUAUAAAUACUAAAAUUAUGCUCCAAAAAUAAAUCUUCUCAAAAAAACCAUAUCAAAAACCAAAUUCAAAAGAGUUCAUUCAUGCUGUCAAAUUAAAUCAAUUAGAAAAAGUAAAAUAAUACUUAGAGAAGAACAAAUACAUAAUUUUUGAUUUCGAUUAUUUUAAUAUGACAGCUUUACAUUGGUCUAGUAAAAAGGGAUUAUAUGAAAUGACAGAAUUCCUAAUAAAAAAUCAUGCUGAUGUUGAUGCUAUUGAUAUUUUGAAUAGGACUCCUCUCUAUUUAUCAAUUCAAGAAAAUAAUAUUCCUAUUGUUGAAGUAAAAAUAUAUAGUAGUUUUAUUUUAGUUACUAUUAAGGAAUAAAGCCUAUCCUUGGUCAACAUCUGUAACUGAUUUAAGUGAAGCUGUUGGAGACAAUAGAAGAAUUAGAACAAUUUUAACUUAAAUUAGAAGAGUAAUAUUUUAUAAUUAUUUAUUAGGUUGAUAUAAUAAAUAUGUGGGGUGAAAAAAAAUUGAAGGAAGAAUUGUUUUGA
Paramecium pentaurelia is the source of this 1209-nucleotide messenger RNA. The record is from the annotation of a GenBank genome assembly. Lineage: Eukaryota; Ciliophora; Oligohymenophorea; Peniculida; Parameciidae.